Oncorhynchus keta (chum salmon) is the source of this 582-nucleotide messenger RNA. Its product is annotated as P2Y purinoceptor 14-like. Gene Ontology annotation, molecular function: G protein-coupled purinergic nucleotide receptor activity. Gene Ontology annotation, cellular component: membrane. The record is from RefSeq and is a predicted model, not a curated record. Gene Ontology annotation, biological process: G protein-coupled receptor signaling pathway. The transcript has a single exon. Bases 1 to 582 code for a protein of 193 amino acids. Lineage: Eukaryota; Metazoa; Chordata; Actinopteri; Salmoniformes; Salmonidae.
AUGACUAUAACAAGUCUCUACUUCCUGUCGUUCAUCCCGGCCCUCAUCAUCAAUGGGGUAGCAGUCUGGGUCUGCAUGCGCCUUCAGUCAACGUCCACCUUCAUGGUGUAUCUGAAGAACCUUCUGGCUGCUGAUCUUCUCAUGACCCUGACCAUCCCUCUCAAAGCAGCCAAUAUCCUGCCCAGCGCUCCUCUGGCUCUGAAGGCCUUUUCCUGUCGCUACUCUGAUGCUAUUUUCUAUCUCUGUAUGUACAUGAGCAUCAUUCUAUUGGGCCUCAUCAGUCUGGACUGCUUCUUCAAGAUCAUCAAGCCCUGUGGCAGGUUGUUGGGUCAGAACCUGGUCUUUGGAAAAGUUAUGUCUGCCUCCAUCUGGGUGGUGCUGUUGGCCACUGAUGUCAUUCCAAUCAUGAUCCUGACCAAUCAGGAUCCCACCAACAAGACUAACGAAGCCUGUAUGGAAAUGAAGAGUGACGCAGGACACGGUUUGCACAAGAGGCGUGGUCAUAUUCAACAGCUCAAUCUUCUGGGUGGUGUGUGUUCUCAUUUGUUUCUGCUACGUAUGCAUAGCAAGGAAGGUUUUUAA